AUGUAUCUACCCACCGUUGUAGCAGUCUUAUUGAAGCUUGCAUGGAGCAUAGUCUUCGCGUCUACGAAGAUGAUGGAACCAUUCUAUCUGCUCUCGAGGGACGGAGGCGCUUCAGCCAAACAUUCUCUUAUCGCGGACUAUCUCACUUCAACGCUUUCUCUUGAUGGAAUACGCAACCUGUUUGCUGGUCACCCCGUUGUCAUUUUGGCUAGCUCAGCUUACAUCUGCAUCAGCAUUCUUCCUGCAUUGGCUACGCAGUCUACAACAAUCAGGGCAGUUGGAGUUUGCUACUAUGCAACAGGCCAGUCCCCUUGCCAGCCAAGGUGGGAGUUGAACAUUACCUAUGCGAGAGUGCUGCAAUGGAUAUUGUCCUUCACAGUACUAAUAAUUCUUGGGAUGAUGAUCCUAUCCGCACGCCGACAGAGUGGAGUUUUCUCGAACCCAUCAUCUAUUGCAUCCAUGGCCGCUCUACUCGGCAACGACGAGUUUAUCGCCGAGAUUCGGAAAAUACCUCAAAAUGCUAGUCAGUCAUCCAGCCAAAGCUACCUUGAUCCUUUUACAUUCAAGCUAGCAGGAUAUGCAACGGUGGCUGGUCAUCGCCGCUACGGGAUUAUUAAGAUCCAGGACCCAUCGCAUCGUCCGAAACUUGAUACGUCUGACCAACACCAAUGCCCUGCGCGCUCAAACACGUCUCCACAUGAAGAUUUUGCAUCUAAGACGCAUGGUUCGAUCUUCAGUCACUUUCUCAUUGAUGUGAUCUUCCUGCUAGCAAUACUCGGGCUCCUCUCUACUACUGUGGCUUACUAUCUGGUUCACGAAGACAAUGGGUUUAACAACUUCUUCAAUUAUCACCCAUUGCGUACGUUCGUGCUUACGCUGACGGCCAGCAUAAUCGACGGCCGCUGGAAGCAACUGGAGCGCGAGGUUCGACUCAUGACGCCCUACCGUCACUUAUUCCGCGGUUACGCCGAACCUGACACUACGAUCCUAGUGACACAGAAUGCUACAGCUAUCACCAGCUUCUUCUCAGCGCUGUGGCACGGGAAUUUCUUCCACGCUUUAGUGGCCGGCGUUGCAGCGUUGUCCGACGUCCUCAUCAUAGUGAUCGGCAGCGUACCACAUUCAUCCGCUCAGUUUGAAAUGGACUACGUGGUCUGCAUCUACGCAAGCUGGGUUAUCUUGGCCGUAAUGGCGGUAGUGAUGCUGGUGCUUUUCAGGUGGCGAGCGCUGAACGAAAAAAUGACAAUCCCGACCGAUCCGAACACCCUGCUCGCGCUCUGCCAAUUGUUGUGCAAUAGGGACAACGGGUUGCGUGAAGAGAUGGCGGGGCUUGAGACCAUGGAGAGCAGUGUGAGAGAUGAGAUAACCCGGUCGAACCACACGCGCUACUGGGCUGGUUGGAUGACGGAGCCGGAUUCGUCACGAAGAUGGAUUGUUGAGAAAGAGAAGUCGUCCAAGAUGUUGACGGGUGGACUAUGA
Exophiala aquamarina CBS 119918 is the source of this 1479-nucleotide messenger RNA. RefSeq lists its product as uncharacterized. The transcript has a single exon. The record is from RefSeq and is a predicted model, not a curated record. NCBI's taxonomy places the organism in Eukaryota, Fungi, Ascomycota, Eurotiomycetes, Chaetothyriales, Herpotrichiellaceae. The coding region runs from base 1 to 1479 and encodes 492 amino acids.